AUGUCACCAAAUCUGAAGAACUCGCGCUCGAUGCGCUUGGUUAUCGCCCUCGUCAUUCCAUUUGUGCUCUUUUGUUUCAUCUACACCUUGAGGCCCACCUCCAUAUUUGUUCUUGGUCCUAAGGAACUCCCAUAUCUGCCCUCGGAGACGACUUUGACUGGUACCGGUGAUUCAGCUUCAGUUGUGCCGACCACCACCGCUGCGCCUAGUUACAGUUAUACGCUCCCACACAAGGUCUGGCACUCGGCAAAAUCCGACAACAUAACACGAGACCAGCGUGAAUGGAUCGGCAGCUGGACAAGAAAGAAUCCCUCUAUCCGCCAAGAAUUGUUGACCGAUCUAUCCGCCGAAGCAUUCGUUCGAGCUCGUUUCUACAACACGCGACCAGACAUCGUCGAGGUCUAUGAAGGGCUCCAGAUUGCAAUUCUACGUGCAGAUCUUUUUCGAUACUUAGUCGUGCUCGCCGAAGGAGGCAUUUGGGGCGAUCUAGAUGUCAGCUGUGAGAAAGAAGUCGCCGAAUGGGUUCCCUAUGAAUAUCGGAACCAGACAAUCGACAUGAUUGUCGGACUGGAGUUCGACUUCGAAUGGCGAGGUCCGGGCACGGGUGUUGCUUCCCAGUUCUGCAAUUGGAUUUUUGUCGCGCGCCAGUCUUCGCGCAAUCUUCAGAUUGUCGUUGACUUUGUCAUCAAGAAGCUGAAGGAGAUUGCACAGGAAAACGCCGUGGGAAUCGAAGGUGUUACACUCGAUAUGAUUUCGGAUGUGGUCGACGUGACUGGACCCAAAAUGAUGACUGUUGCGAUUCUGGACAGUCUUGGACAAUUGCUCGGCAGGACUGUCGAUGACCGUGAUUUCUCGGGCAUCAAACGGCCUAAGCUAGUCGGUGAUGUUCUGAUUAUGCCAGGCGUCUCUUUUGCUGCGCUUCAGAACGGCAAUCCUACAGACCAAGGCGAUGCCCUUGUAUCACAUCAUUAUGAGGGCUCGUGGAAGAAGGAAGCCGAUGCAGCGAGGGAAAGAAAGAAGCAGGAAGAAUUGCAACGGCAACAGCAGCAACAACCCCAAGUACCGCCACCUGCUGAGACAGAAUUGGCACUACAAUGA
This is a messenger RNA of Penicillium bovifimosum, 1098 nucleotides long. RefSeq names its product CAZyme family GT32. The transcript has a single exon. Gene Ontology annotation, cellular component: mannan polymerase complex. Bases 1 to 1098 code for a protein of 365 amino acids. NCBI's taxonomy places the organism in Eukaryota, Fungi, Ascomycota, Eurotiomycetes, Eurotiales, Aspergillaceae. Gene Ontology annotation, molecular function: alpha-1,6-mannosyltransferase activity. Gene Ontology annotation, biological process: protein N-linked glycosylation. The record is from RefSeq and is a predicted model, not a curated record.